Molecule: messenger RNA, 1371 nt
Organism: Pseudozyma flocculosa PF-1
Lineage: Eukaryota; Fungi; Basidiomycota; Ustilaginomycetes; Ustilaginales; Ustilaginaceae
Exons: 3
Coding region: 1-1371 (456 amino acids)
Biological process (GO): mitochondrial respiratory chain complex assembly
Cellular component (GO): mitochondrial inner membrane peptidase complex
Molecular function (GO): serine-type endopeptidase activity
Source: RefSeq, a predicted model, not a curated record
AUGCUGGCCCAGGCGUCGUCACGGUGCGGUGUCGGCGGCGGAGGCGGCGGAGGCAUGUCGCGACUGUCGCGACAGGCCUCCGCCCUCAGGAUUGCUCAGGCGACUUCUGUCGCAGCGGACCGCGCCGGAGCAAGGGCCGAAAUACCAGGACUGCGCCGUCCGCUGUCCUCAUGCUGCCCUCGACCGGACCGUGGACCAGUGUCAAGACCACCAACAAGCCUCCACGCGGCUGUGCCGGUCGCACGUAGCCAUUCAGCGACAUCAUCUGCCAGGCUACAAACUCGAUCUCAGACCAGCACAGCAACGCAGCCGGCGUCGGAAAAGGCGCCGGCUCGCGAAGAGAACGGAUCGCAGCGAGGAUGGACGCUUCCGCCACUGCGUCGACGGAGGCCACGCUCCAUCUUCUGGCGCAUCGCCUGCUGGAUCCCCGUGGCCGCCUUUGUCACCGCCCACUUCUGCAGCAUCGGCAACAUUACUGGAGGCAGCAUGAGCCCCACUUUCAACGGCCCCUUUGCCGAAGCAUCGGCGGCCAACAGCCGUUCCGACGUCGUCCUGCUCAACCGGCUGGCGGCCGCCAAGGGCAAGUUCAAGGUGGGCGACAUUGUCGUCCUCAUCUCGCCGCUCGAUCCCAACCAGCUCCUCACAAAGAGGAUCAUCGCGCUCCAGGGAGACGUGGUCCGGGUGUGGGCCCCAGACGCCACAGGCCGCGGCGGCAAGUGGACGCGACUCAAGGUGCCCCCAGGCCACGUAUGGAUCGAGGGCGAUGCAGCGGUCGACAUCGUCCCCGGAAGCCUCGGCAGGACGGCUGGAUACGGCGUGGCGAGGAAUGGCCCCAUGGCCAAGGGCAAGAGUCGAGACAGUCGCGAGUUUGGACCAGUCCCCGUCGGCCUCAUCACUGCGCGGAUCGAUGCGAUCCUGUGGCCUCCGAAGCGGUUCGGGCGACCUGCGCCCCGGCCGGUUCCCUCUGACCAGGCCAUGGUCAGCAAGCACCAGUACCCGCCAUCGCUGUCGGAGACUUCCGCGCUGGCGGCUCAGCAGUUUGAUGAGGACGAGCGGCUGCGCAGCAUCGCGACGCAGGUGCACCCGUCGCUGGCGCGGAUCCUGGAUGAGAUGGAGUCGAGGGUCGACAGCGCACGCGUCAAGGCGCACCCGCAGGACUCGCGGCUGAGCCCCUACGUCGACUGGACCGACGGCAGCCGCAUCGAUGCCGAUGGCGAUGAGACGAGGAAGCAGGGCGGAGGGCGGAGAGCAGUGCCGACAGCCGAUGGCGCUGCGUCGUCGGGGCGAGACGGCAAGCAAGGCGCAGGCAUGCGGCGGUACUGGAACGCCAUGAGCCGCGGCGGAUCGCUAGGGGACGAUGCCGAAGACUAG